AUGGCGCUCUGCCCACUUAGGCCCCCCCUGCAGCACCCCUUCUGCGCCGGCCCUCCCAGGGGAUCCUCCCCCAAUCCCACCCCGUCCAACCCUCGCGCGAGUAGCGUAGCGAGGGCUCUCUUCUGCCCUCUUCCGGCCCCGGCCUCCAUUUUCUGCGGCCACCUCAGAGCCCGCCGCCUGCGGCCUAGCGCCCGAGGACGCCUGUGUGCGGCCACACUGGUCGCCCUCCGCGGGGUCAUUCCGCGGUCUCCACCGCCAUCGCUGCCGACCGAGCCUCCAGCUGCCCUCACCGACCACCAUGGGGAUGAUCCGGGGCCCGCGACGCCGCCGCCUCGCCCACGCCGCUGCCCGAUCCGCAGCCCGCCUCUCAGCCCUCGUCGCGGCGCUCUGUUGGCCUUCUUGGCGGGAGAGCCCGACCCGCAAGCCCUGCUGCCUGCACCUCCAGCCCUGCUUCCUGAGCCUCCCAUGGAGGGGCCCCCGCCGCCCCCGCAGCCCCCGCAGCCCCCGCAGCCGCCGCCUCCCUCGCUGGUGCGCCAGAACUACCACCGGGAGUGCGAGGCCGCCCUCAACAAGCACAUCAACCUGGAGCUCCACGCCUCCUACGUGUACCUGUCCAUGGCCUUCUACUUCGACCGCCAGGAAGUGGCCUUGAAGCACUUCGCUACCUUCUUCUUGUGGCAGUGGAGGGAGGAAUGGGAUCGAGUGCAGACGCUGAUGCGGCUGCAGAACCAGCGAGGGGGUCGCAUCCGCCUGGGCGACAUCCGGAGGCCUGACCGCCGCUGGGAGAGCGGCCGCACGGCCAUGAAACACGCCUUGCAGAUGGAGAGGAUGGUAAACCAGAGCCUGCUCGGUCUAUUCCACCUGGCUACCAUCAAGAACGACGCCCACCUGUGUGAUUUCCUGGAGCAUCACCACCUGCGCCAGGAUGUGAGGUUCAUCAGAAACGUGGCAGCAAGUGUGGUCAACCUGCGCAGGCUGGGGGCUCCCGAAGAGAGCCUGGCGGAGUACCUCUUCGGCAAGCUCACCCUGGGCGACAGCGAGAACUGA
Molecule: messenger RNA, 1047 nt
Organism: Phyllostomus hastatus (greater spear-nosed bat)
Lineage: Eukaryota; Metazoa; Chordata; Mammalia; Chiroptera; Phyllostomidae
Product: ferritin heavy chain-like
Biological process (GO): intracellular iron ion homeostasis; iron ion transport
Cellular component (GO): cytoplasm
Molecular function (GO): ferric iron binding; ferrous iron binding
Source: RefSeq, a predicted model, not a curated record